CAGUGUGCAGGUAGUGCACUGCUGAGAAGAAAGUCAACGUUAACGUUAUGCCACUGGCAGAGAAAGUCAACGUUAUGCCGUAAAUACAUGGCUCCAUAGCUAAGCCUAGUACGACAGUUGAGCAAGAUGUCCACUGGCAAGGAAAAAAAGGAAAUGGACAGACCUACUUAGAAAAUGUUUUCUGUACCAUGGCUGCAUCUCUACGGAAAGCUGUAUGAGACGUUGAUGGAGAGGCAUGGCCCGCAUAUCUUUACCCUCUUUGGACUCCUCCCUUCCAGGGAUACCCCAGAGUGUCCUGGCUGUUUCCAUGGAAGCUAAGUACCAAUGCCAGCAGUGUCACCAGGUCCUGAGGAAGCCAGUCCAGGCUCAGUGUGGACAUCGUUUCUGUGUCCAUUGUUUCAAACUGCUCACCAGCUCCGGCCCAAAGCCCUGUGAAGCCUGUCGACAGGAGGAGAUAUAUGAGGAGCCACAGUCCAUUCUCAAUAGUAAUGAGGCUUUUCCAGACAAUGCAGCUGGUAGAGAAAUCGCCAGCCUGCCUGCCAAAUGUAUCAGUGAGGGAUGCUCUUGGACUGGUUGCAUAAAAGAAUAUGAGGCACAACACGAGGGCAAGUGUGAGUAUGAGCGAGUACCAUGUGAAAACUGCCAGGUCCUUAUCCUGCGCAGUGAAAAAGAGAGGCAUAAUGAGAGAGAAUGUGAAGCAAGGACAUUGAACUGCAAGUACUGCAAAGUCUCCUUCAACUUCAAGGAAAUCAAGGCUCAUGAUGAAAUCUGCCAGAAGUUUCCCAUGCAGUGCAAGGACUGUGGAAAGAAAAAGAUCCCACGGGAAAAGUUUCUAGAUCACAGCAGAUCCUGUGCCAAGUCUAAGACUGCAUGUCCGUUCAGUGAGGUCGGCUGCAAGGUUGUGAUUGAUAAUGGGAAGCACAGUGACCACGAGCAGACUAGUGUCAUGGAGCACAUGCGUCUGAUCCUGGCGAUGAUGUCUCUGGUGCGGCUUCAGCGUCCAGAAGCCCCAGGGCUGGGGGAGUGGCAGGAGGACUCUGGGCUGGGCCUGUACCGCGCUCCCGAGGAUGGAGCCACAGCUACUGCAGCCACAGAUGGGGGAGGAGCUGCUGCCUCUGGACAGACCUUUGGUCUUGACCACAAGGUGAGAGCACUGGAGAAUAUAGUGUGUGUAUUGAACAGGGAAGUGGAGAGGAGUUCUCUCACUUUAGAGGCCUUCUCACGGCAACAUCGUCUAGACCAAGACAAGAUUGAGAACCUCGGCAACAAGGUACGUCAACUAGAGCGCACUCUCACCAUGCGGGACCUACAACUGGCUGAGACAGACCAGACUCUGAGAGAACUCCAGUUUUGCACCUUUGAUGGUGUCUUUGUCUGGAAGAUCGCCGACUUCUCACGGCGCCGCCAGGACGCUGUGGCUGGGCGAACACCCGCUAUGUUCUCACCAGCAUUCUACUCAAGUAAAUAUGGCUAUAAGAUGUGUCUGAGACUGUAUCUGAAUGGGGACGGAACGGGUCGAGGGACUCACCUUUCUCUUUUCUUCGUGGUGAUGAGGGGCAAGUGUGACGCUCUGCUCAAAUGGCCCUUCAGUCAGAAGGUGACACUGAUGCUGCUGGAUCAGAAUAACAGGGAGCAUAUCAUUGAUGCAUUCCGGCCUGAUGUAAGCUCCACCUCUUUCCAGCGGCCAAUCAGUGAGAUGAACAUAGCCAGUGGCUGCCCACUCUUCUGCCCAUUGGCUAAACUGGCAGGCAAGAGCUCCUACCUUAGGGAUGACACCAUUUUCAUCAAGGCCAUUGUAGACCUCACAGGCCUGUAAUGACUGUGGAAGUCAAAGGCUUGUAGAAGUGGUGGUCAAAGGUCUGUAGAAACAGGAAGGGGUAGUUAAAGGCCCAAAAAUGCACAGCAGAAGAACACACACAAUGAUGACUUAUGACCAUAAAAUACAUUAAAUUAUAAAUAUAUUAAAUAAUAUAAUAUAAUUAUAAGCAUAAUCUAGGCAGUGUCUAUUUAGCCAGCUAACAGCAUUUGAAUGAAAACUCAGGUGGGUCAGAAAUUCUCUCAGGGAGAGCGCUAUCUCAAGCGUUCGGUCCAUUCGUCAGAUCUGCAGGAUUAUAUAGAUAUUGUGAAUUGUAUUCAUUGAAGGCACUGAGAGUCACAUUUGUGGAACCAUCAAGUGUGCAGGAUGCACCACCAGUUGCAUGAUAAGGUAUUUACAGGGGAUUUCCAACAUAUUGUUAAUCAGAUUGCAAUGGAGGGUCUAGCCCACCCCAUAUGGGCCAUCUACGAGUGACGUAUUGUUCACCAUAGUUCACACUGUAAUAUUUAAAGUAAUAGUUACAGAGUCUUAUAGUGGAUGUCAGAAAUAGAUCUCGCAUAUGGUACAAUGGAGCGCCCUUCACUGGUAACGAAAAGAGAGAUCAGUAGAUUGGACACCAUUGCCUUGAAUUAAUAAGUCUCAACAUCCUUUACAUAAACAUGCUAAUUGUGGUGGACUAUUCAAGCAUUGGUUCAGAGGACCACAGUAUGACUCAUAAUACCCAUAAAACCUAGCAGUCAAACAGGGAAAUGGUUCCAAUCAUUUUUUCACCAUUAAUUUUUCCCAUAGGGGAUUUUAAAAACACUUAAAAUAAGGGGUUUGUUUCAUGUAGGCUUACCAUGGCAUGACGUUUUGAUAACUGUGUAAAUCUCUCUAGGACAAGGUGACUUUUAUAAAUAUACUCACCUGUAUUUACCCCCAAAUUCAAUGCUAAUUAGCUGCUAAUGUGGCUAUCAUAAAGGACUACAAAUGCCAUGAUGAUCUGGGCGAGACUGCCGAAUCGAGGCAAAGGUAAUAAUGUCUGGAUUAACUAAUGUUAGUGGAAUGUAAUAAUGAAUAAAUUGGCUACAUUUCUUUAUAAAUGAACAAUUCUGUGAACUGUCUUGUGCAAGUUUUAAAUUGACACAAUACCUGUUAGCAAAGGUGUCAGCUAGAGAUGACGUUCAGGAGCUUACAGGGAGUUGUCGUUUUGCAUUAUGUCUACGUUGAUGCCAAUUAGUAAUUUAUUUUCUGCAAGUAAAUCGAGCAGAAUAUAUUGAUAAGUCACCUUGUCCAACAGAGAUUAAUGUGGUUGUCAAAAUGUCCCGACAAGGUGUGCCUCCACGAAUCAUCCCUGAGUUUAAGGGUGUCUCAAAUCCCCUAUGGGGAAAAAAGAAUAGUGUGAAAAUGAUUGGAACCAUUUCCCUGUUUGACCGCUAUGUUUUAUGGGUAUUAUGACACCUUCGCUGUGGGGUUCUUUUGGCCCUCUUGAUCAGCCUAUUUCUCACUGAUUGUAAAAGAUCCGUAGUGUUAUUUGCUAAUGUUUUAUAAAAAUGUUUGCUAAAGUAUUUUUCACUAGAAAAUGAGUAACCUUACCGGCAAAAUAUACUUUUAACAUCUAAUGCUGUUAGCCGGCUAGAUAACCACUGCCUCUAAAUAAUAUAUAAAUCUCACACACAGUGCAUUCGUAAAGUAUUCAGACCACUUGACUUUUUCCACAUUUUGUUACAUUACAGCCUUAUUCUAAAACUGAUUAAAUGAUGAAGAAAAAAAACAAAUCUACACACAAUACCUGAAUAAUGACAAAGGAAAAACUGGUUUGAAUACCUUCUGAAUCCACUGUAUAUACAAUACUGUAUGGUGUGUAUAAGUACACCACAGCAUAGACAUAUAAAGUAAAGAUAUGAUUCAAUACAUUAUCAUAUUAUAAAUGAAUUAUAUAAGAUAACUGUUAUAAAGUGAUAAGCUGAGGAAGCUCCUUCUCUUUUCAAAUACUAAAUGCAUCUUUACUUUCAAAUAACAAGCUUAUUUCUAGAUGGUGAGCUCACUCAAAAAUACCCUUUAGCAAGCUAUUAAAUAUGCCAGGGAUGGGCAACUGGUGGCCCGCGGUCCCCUUUUGUAGGCCUGUGGACCAAUAAAGAAAAAAAUAGGUUUGGGUAGGGGGGGGGGGUGUAUGAAUGUGGGUACGCAGAGUCACAAGGAAACUGUGGACCCUCAUUAGUUCUGUUUUUGUGUUGGCCCCACCCUCAUCCAAGUUGCCAAUCCCUGAUAUAAGCAAUUGUAUUGAAUAUAACAAUGGAGUGUUUCUGAAUGUUAUUUACUUGUGACGGGCUCUCUUUCUUGUGUAAAGUGAAGAAAGACAAUGUAGAUCUAACAUUAACACAUGCUACAAGUAGAUCGCCUUCACAUUAUUCUGGGUCAUUCAUUAUCUAUGUGUGAUUUACUGAAGCAUUUAUGGUUAAGCUUUUAUGAUUACGUUUCUGCAUGUGUUCAUGUAGAUCUAGUAUGAAUCUUUAAUUAUCACAUCCAUUAAAUUGACAGACUAAGA
Molecule: messenger RNA, 4343 nt
Organism: Oncorhynchus gorbuscha (pink salmon)
Lineage: Eukaryota; Metazoa; Chordata; Actinopteri; Salmoniformes; Salmonidae
Product: TNF receptor-associated factor 2-like
Exons: 11
Coding region: 236-1816 (526 amino acids)
Biological process (GO): activation of NF-kappaB-inducing kinase activity; protein K63-linked ubiquitination; tumor necrosis factor-mediated signaling pathway
Cellular component (GO): plasma membrane signaling receptor complex; cytoplasmic side of plasma membrane
Molecular function (GO): zinc ion binding; tumor necrosis factor receptor binding; ubiquitin protein ligase binding
Source: RefSeq, a predicted model, not a curated record